Messenger RNA from Moesziomyces antarcticus, 324 nucleotides. RefSeq names its product mitochondrial ribosomal protein of the small subunit. Gene Ontology annotation, cellular component: mitochondrion. The record is from RefSeq and is a predicted model, not a curated record. Bases 1 to 324 code for a protein of 107 amino acids. The transcript has 2 exons. Lineage: Eukaryota; Fungi; Basidiomycota; Ustilaginomycetes; Ustilaginales; Ustilaginaceae.
AUGAAGGUGGCACCGUCGUCGAGCGGGGUGUCUGCGCUCAAGGCGCUGCAGUGCAAGGUAUUCGGAACGACGUACAAUCCCACACAGGCACGCACAGGAGCCAAGGUGCUGCGUCAACGACUCCAAGGUCCCUCGAUGCUGGCGUACUAUCCACCCACGGUGAACCUGCGCGCGAUCGAAAAGCUGGCCCCCGGACUGGGCAGGCUGCAGGACGUGCGCGAGAUCCAGCGCGAGAAGGACGUGGAGCGCAAAAAGAUGCUCGGCAAGGGUCCUCCAAAGAAGGGCGAGGGACGACGUGCGGCCAUGAAGGGCAAGCGCAAGUAG